UAAAGUACUUAUAUUUAGCAUUUUGAUACUCGCUUUGCUUUUAAUGAUCUCAAAAUUAAUUACAUAUGUUAUUCUCUCAUUUAUCAGUUCGGUGGUUCAAUUUUACUUGGCUCCUCUCACCUUCCAUUGAUGCCCGUUUUGAAAUCUGUUGUCCGUUAGAUUAUAAUUUCCAAACUGAUGAAUAUCUCCAUCGGCCGAGCAGUCGACCAAAUGAUUAACCGAACUCAAGCAAAAAACUUGAUAGUAGACACUAACCAAGCACUGACUUUCAGAGAAAUGUUUUUUCGGCAACAAUAGGAGUUAAAAUGCUAGCAUGACAACUGUUAAUUAUUUGUAAAAAUGUACUGAGUGCAUCAUAUACUCUCUAGAACCGCCUCGACAAUUCUGCACUCUUUUGAGGGGGAUUUAGAAAUUUCCACCACUCAGUGUCUGAGUAUAAAUAGCAGUGCGAAUUUCCACCUCGUUACAGUUCAUAACAAGCAAUCGUAGUGAAAACACAACAAGCGAAACGAAGAGAAGCUGAACAAGCUAACGUAUAUUCAUAAAACUACCGUAUAAAUUUCAAAGCAAAAUAGUUGACAAAUAUUAAACAAAAGUGAAAGUGAAAAUAAUAGAACAAAUAAAAAUAUAUAACGUUUUGCAAUACAAACCAAAUAAGAAUUUGCCAAUCGCAUAGAGAAGAAAGAAGCAUUCAGAAUGCCAGCAAUUGGUAUUGACUUGGGUACCACGUACUCCUGUGUUGGUGUGUUCCAGCACGGCAAGGUGGAGAUAAUAGCCAAUGAUCAGGGAAACCGCACCACCCCCAGCUAUGUGGCAUUUACCGACUCGGAAAGGUUGAUUGGAGACGCGGCCAAGAACCAAGUGGCCAUGAACCCAAGGAAUAGUGUCUUCGAUGCGAAGCGUCUGAUUGGACGUAAAUUUGAUGAUUCGAAGAUUCAGGAGGACAUCAAGCACUGGCCAUUCAAAGUAGUCAACGACUGUGGCAAACCUAAGAUGAGCGUCGAGUUCAAAGGCGAGCAGAAGUGCUUUGCACCAGAGGAGAUCAGCUCGAUGGUGCUGGUAAAGAUGAAGGAGACAGCCGAAGCUUACUUGGGCACCAGCAUCAGAGAUGCCGUCAUCACUGUGCCCGCCUACUUUAACGAUUCACAGCGUCAAGCAACCAAAGAUGCGGGGGCCAUUGCCGGUCUGAACGUGCUGCGCAUCAUAAAUGAGCCUACUGCAGCAGCUCUGGCCUAUGGCCUGGACAAGAAUCUUAAAGGCGAGCGCAAUGUCCUAAUAUUCGAUUUGGGUGGCGGUACCUUCGAUGUGUCGAUCCUGACCAUCGACGAAGGCUCUCUAUUCGAAGUACGAGCAACGGCUGGAGAUACUCAUCUGGGCGGCGAGGACUUUGACAACAGGCUAGUCAACCAUUUGGCGGAUGAGUUCAAGCGCAAAUUUAAGAAGGAUCUGCGCUCUAAUCCACGAGCGCUUCGUCGUCUGCGGACUGCAGCCGAGAGAGCAAAGCGCACCUUGUCCUCAAGUAGCGAAGCCUCCAUUGAGAUCGAUGCUUUGUUCGAAGGCCAUGACUUCUACACUAAGGUUAGUCGAGCGCGCUUCGAGGAGCUGUGCGCCGACCUAUUCCGCGGCACACUGCAGCCUGUAGAGAAGGCCCUAAACGAUGCUAAGAUGGACAAAAGCCAGAUUCACGACAUCGUUUUGGUUGGCGGCUCAACACGUAUUCCCAAAGUGCAGAGCCUGCUGCAGAACUUCUUCUCAGGAAAGAGCCUCAACCUGUCCAUCAAUCCAGACGAGGCGGUUGCCUACGGUGCCGCCAUUCAAGCUGCAAUACUUAGUGGAGACCAGAGUAGCCAAAUCAAGGACGUGCUGCUCGUUGACGUUGCGCCCCUUUCGCUGGGCAUAGAGACGGCCGGUGGAGUAAUGACGAAAUUGAUUGAGCGCAACAGCCGCAUUCCUUGCAAGCAGUCAAAGACCUUCACCACAUACGCAGACAACCAGCCUGCCGUGACCGUGCAGGUGUUCGAGGGCGAGCGAGCCAUGACAAAGGACAACAACGUGCUGGGCACUUUCAACCUGACGGGCAUCCCACCAGCUCCACGCGGUUUGCCAAAGGUGGAGGUCACCUUCGACUUGGACGCCAACGGCAUACUCAAUGUGACUGCCAAGGAGAUGGGAACUGGCAAUGCCAAGAACAUAACCAUCAAGAACGACAAGGGUCGUCUCUCGCAAGCCGACAUUGAUCGCAUGGUGAACGAGGCCGAGCAGUAUGCCGAAGAGGACGAGAAGCAUCGCCAAAGAAUUGCUGCUCGCAACCAGCUGGAAAGCUACAUCUUUGGCGUGAAGGAGGCUGCCGAAAAGGCUGCAGACAAGAUUUCCCAGUCAGAGCACAGUAGUGUCCUAGACAAGUGUACGGAAGCUAUCAGGUGGCUCGAUGCUAAUACGACUGCUGAGAAGGACGAGUAUGAAUACAAGCUGCAAGAGCUCACAAAAGUCUGCAGUCCCGUUAUGACAAAACUGCAUCAAGGCACUGCAGCUGGAGCCGGCGAUGGUCCACAAGGGUCUCACUGUGGUCAGCAAGCAGGAGGUUUUGGUGGUGGCAGCUACAGUGGGCCCACCGUAGAAGAGGUUGAUUAAGAAUUAAGGCUUUUA
Molecule: messenger RNA, 2646 nt
Organism: Drosophila hydei
Lineage: Eukaryota; Metazoa; Arthropoda; Insecta; Diptera; Drosophilidae
Product: heat shock protein 68
Exons: 1
Coding region: 697-2631 (644 amino acids)
Biological process (GO): protein refolding; cellular response to unfolded protein
Cellular component (GO): cytoplasm
Molecular function (GO): misfolded protein binding; ATP binding; ATP hydrolysis activity
Source: RefSeq, a predicted model, not a curated record